Messenger RNA from Diversispora eburnea, 2018 nucleotides. NCBI's taxonomy places the organism in Eukaryota, Fungi, Glomeromycota, Glomeromycetes, Diversisporales, Diversisporaceae. The record is from the annotation of a GenBank genome assembly.
CCCCAAUUCCAACCCCGACCCCAAUUCCAACCCCAAUUCCAACUCCAAUCCCCACUAAGUUGGAUGCUGAUAUAAAAGAAUUAAAACGAGAUAUGCUGGCUCUAAAAAAUGAUCAUGUAAGAAUAGAAAAAGAUUUGGAAUGGAGUAUUCAUACGUGCGGAAUCAAUGAAGAAAAUUCAGAAAAUUCAAUUAUGUAUCUUCUUCCAGAAUGCCUUAACGCGUUGAAAUAUCGAUCCUUUUGGGAGAACACGGACAAGCCUUCUCUCAAGAAAUUCUUAGAUUUUCGACUUUCAGCUGGCGACUUAGAAGAUAUGAAAACCGAAUACGAUAGUUAUAAGAAAGAAUUAGAUUGUAUCAGCAAAUUCUAUGCUGAAGUAUCCGAAUCUGGUCAAGAAGUGCUAAAGUGGAAAAAUGUUUUCAAGGCAAGUGACGUGUAUUAUUAUUUUUGGAUCAGAGUAAUGAGUGCACCAACUACUCUGCAAACUGCUUUGGGAACGACUGCUUGUCUGUUGGAUAGUAAACGAUCAUCAACGAUAAAAUGUUUUUGGAAACUUGUUGCCGAAAGGCAAAAUAUUGAGGCAAAGAAAAAGUUACAAGAUGAAGAAGCAAAGGCGAAAGUUCAGGAGUUGCAGACGACUCAGCAUAUAACCAUCGCCUCAGUGGCGACGAAACAAAUCCAACAAUAUGCCACGUCAACUACCACCAGCAUUGCAAAGAGGUUCCUUAAUACUGACAACGAAAAUACAACAAAACGUAUCAGAACUCAUAAGGAUAGCAAAGAAGAUAAUAGUAAUGAUGGUACCAAAGACGAUUCUUUUUUGGUUUCAUGUGAAAGUUUAUCUCCUGUCUCUUCCAAAGAUCAUUCCGAAAAUAAUAAUUCUUUGAUAUCGGAUGAAACAUCUUCCAAUACUGAUAAAGAUGCCAUAGAUGGAUUUUUUUCUGGUCCGUUUACAGAGGUUUCGCAUAAUCCGAUAAUGCCAUGUAUCCUUAAAUGCGGUGAAAACUUCACUGAUGUAUGGAAUAAGUACUUGCUUAAAUUUGACUUACAUCAAUGGAGUGUGGAACACGAUCUUAUUGUAAAAACAUUUCAAAACAAUAUGCUCAAAUCUCUGUGUUCGAAAGAAUGUUGGAAGCAAAUUCGAGGUUCACAAUUACAUCUUGCAGAAGAAAAUUUAUUGGAAAGACUUAUUCCCGUAUUUCAAAAGGUCGAAAAUGACAAUCGAUCUUUAUUUCAGAAAUAUGCACAGGUGUGGACAACUAUAGGCGAAGGUGACAUUACCCUAUUUGAGCAGUAUUCUCUUUUAGUAAUUCACAUUUUUAUAAGCGAAUUCACCAGCAAACGAAAUAUAAUUUCGCAUCCAACAACUACUGAAGCAAUGUGGAGCACAUUAAUGUGUUUUAUUACAGGACAUGCAUUGCGUAAUGGAAACAUAGAGUACACAUGGGGAGAAAUCGUGUUAAAUUCGACAGCAACUAGAAAAGAUAAUGGUCGGGAUAUUCUCUCUCUUCCAAGAGUUGCAACAGGACAUAAGGGGGAUGGGACGGGAUUAUCGGAUGAUGGGCGUGAAUGUUUCGUUUUAGAAAUUUCAUAUGCACCACAAGACCAAGAUAGGCGGAAAUCAGCUGAGGAUCUUUAUAAACUACUCCGAGAAAUGCGAGAUAUAUUGCAUAUAUCUAAAAAAGAAAAACGGGAAUUAGGUUAUAAGAUACCCAAAGAGGGUUUGUGUGUAUAUGGUUCGCAGUGUUAUGGGUAUACACAAGAUUUGCUUGAGAUGGAGUACAUUAAGCCUUUUUAUGUAGUUCGAAAAAUUGGAUCGGUAAAUAUUUCCAAUAAUGAUAUCACAAAACUCUCUUUUGUUUUGCGGAUGAUGUGGGCAUUUAAAGAGAGGGUUGUCUCUGCAAAUGCAGUAUGGAAAAACUUAAAAAGUCGAUAUGAAAUUGAUUCAACAUUAGAAUCAUCUGAUGAUGGGGAUGAUUUUACAAAGGUGACACCAAAGAAACAAUCAAAAUAUACUUAG